AGUCCUUUGCGAAUUCAGAUGGCGGAGAAAAAUGGCGGUGGCGAUCCGGAAGACGAAGAGAAAGACAAAGACGACGGUGGCGCUGACGGCGGUGCUUCACCGGCCGACGACGACGAGAACAACAUCAACAACAGCAAGGAGGAGAAGAAGAAGGAGAAUCCGCAUUCAGAUCCGGAGCUGCAAAUGUGCUUGCUCCAACCUUGCCCCGCAGACUCCGAUUCCGACUACAUCGGCAUUCGCCGCCUUCUCCUCUCCCGCAAGUCGCAGUCCUCCAUUCACCGCCGCCUCGAUUGGAGAUGCAACGGCAAGGGGUACGUGGCGUACCGGAACUACAUUCGGCGGCCGAGGAAUUGGGAGAAGGAUAGUCUCCGGACUCCGAGCCUCCAGACCACUCCGGGGAACAGCGGGCGAUGGAUUCAGCCUCCGAGUCCACUGUCGAUUUUGCACGACGUCGAGAGCUGGACUCCUGCUGGCAGGGAUUUGUAUAGUCCCAGUAUUCUUUCGUCUCGUAGAAGUGUUAGCUCUGCUACUAGUGAUACUACUGACCGCCCACGUCGGCGGGGUGAACAACCUGCAUAUUCGUUUGUAGGAAUGCAUUGCAUCUUCGACCAGUGCAGAGCCUCUGUGACUGUUUUGAAGUUUGGGCACAUGAGCUCAGAUCUGCUUGCGUAUGGAGCAUCGGAUGGAACUCUGACAGUAUGCACUGUCUCGGAUCCUCCUUCAAUUCUCAAGCAUUUGAAUGGUCACUCCAAAGAUGUUACAGACUUUGAUUUCUCGUCAAACAAUCAGUACAUUACAUCCUCUUCAGUGGAUAAAACGGUCAGAGUGUGGGAAAUCUCAAAAGGCGUAUGCAUACGAGUAAUAUAUGGAGUUUCUCCACAACUUUGUAUUCGUUUUCACCCUGUAAAUAACAACUUCCUUUCAGUUGGCAACGCAGACAAAGAAAUAACGGUUUUCAAUUUCAGUACCGGAAGGAUCAUUCAUAAGAUAUCGUUUGAUAGUCAAGUGACCGCUAUGGACCAUGCUCACACUGGACAGAUCAUCUUCUGUGGAGAUGGGACGGGGUGUAUAUAUUCUGUCAGCAUGAAUUCUCACACAGGAGUAUUAUCCCGCUCUCAUCGUCAUCGAAUUAGCAGCUGGCAGAAAUCUCCAGUCACAACUGUGGAGUACCGAAGUUUUUCUUUGUUAGCUCGGGGUCCAGUGUUGCUGACAUGUACUCAAGAUGGAAGUUUGUCUUUUUUCAGUGUUGCGCUGGAAAUACAAGGUUAUUUGACUCUUCGUUGCUCACUCAAAUUAACACCUCGAAUAUACAAUAUCCGGGCUUCCUUUUGUCCUCUGCUUUCCCUUGAAAAAGGAGAAUAUAUAGUUGCCGGGAGUGAAGAUUCAAAUGUCUACUUCUACGACUUAACUCGGCCAAAGCAUACUUGUGUAAACAAAUUGCAGGGUCAUCGAUUUCCUGUUAUUGGAGUAGCUUGGAACCAUGGAGAGAAUUUAUUAGCAUCAUCUGAUUUCUAUGGUACGGUUAUUGUAUGGAAGAGAUCAAAGGCAGGUUAAAACAAACAUAUACAGAGAUACAAGUUUCAAGUCAUACACGCGUUUGCAGGCUCUUUGCUUAAUUCUCAUUUUUUGCACAAAAUCUGUUCAUUACACUACAAAGUCCCCAUGUAUUGAUUGUUUACUGUAUCAGUAAGGUAAAGAAGAUACAGCGAAAUUUAUAGUAGUGUUGUAUCCUUCACCAAUUUAUUAAAUGAUAUCAAG
Messenger RNA from Argentina anserina (silverweed cinquefoil), 1758 nucleotides. RefSeq lists its product as uncharacterized. The coding region runs from base 19 to 1554 and encodes 511 amino acids. Gene Ontology annotation, cellular component: nucleus. The transcript is spliced from 12 exons. Gene Ontology annotation, molecular function: promoter-specific chromatin binding; protein binding. Lineage: Eukaryota; Viridiplantae; Streptophyta; Magnoliopsida; Rosales; Rosaceae. The record is from RefSeq and is a predicted model, not a curated record.